CUUCUUUGGAAAAGGUGGUCACCUCAACCCCGGCAUCUGAAUAAGAUAGUCGCACACAAAUACUCACAUCUGCCUUGCCUCUACGUGUUUCUCCACUAUGCCACACAUGAACGGCGUUCACAAAGAUGGACCGGUAUCCGAGAUCAUCAAGGGCGUAGAGAUCCUUGACUAUGCUAGCGCUGUCGACGUGCUCAAGAACGAAUACAAGGAGAAGGAUGGCUUGAGCGCCCAGCAGCUCAUUGAUUCGAAAGAAAAUGGAGGUCUUACCUACAACGACUUCCUCAUCCUGCCUGGCUACAUCGGCUUCCCCGCUUCAAGUGUUACGCUUGAUACUCCCAUCACCAAGAGAAUCACACUCAAGACUCCUUUCGUUUCCUCGCCCAUGGACACUGUCACUGAGCAUAACAUGGCCAUCCACAUGGCACUUCUCGGUGGCCUGGGUGUAAUCCACCACAAUUGUUCCAUGGAUGAUCAGGCAGAAUUUGUCCGAAAGGUGAAGCGCUUCGAAAACGGGUUCAUUCUUGAUCCCGUCGUUAUAUCACCCACUACGACAGUUGGCGAAGUCCGUGCCUUGAAGGAGAAGUGGGGCUUCGGUGGCUUCCCAGUAACGGAGAACGGCAAGCUUCGAUCGCGUCUCGUUGGUAUAGUUGCCAAUCGUGACAUUCAGUUCCACGCAAACUACAAUGAUCCAGUGACAGUGGUCAUGUCUACCGACCUGGUGACCGGCAAGACGGGCAUUACAUUGGAAGAGGCGAACACCAUCCUGAAGAAGUCGAAGAAGGGAAAACUUCCCAUUGUUGAUGAGGAGGGCAACUUGAUCUCGCUCCUCUCGCGUUCGGAUUUGAUGAAAAACCAUAACUACCCUCUGGCGUCGAAGCUGCCCGCCUCAAAGCAGCUGAUCGCCGCAGCGGCCAUUGGCACAAGGCCAGAAGAUAAGAUCAGGCUGCAGAAGCUCGUCGAAGCAGGUCUCGACAUUGUAAUCCUAGAUUCGAGUCAAGGCAACAGCAUGUACCAGAUUGAGAUGGUCAAAUAUAUCAAGGAGACGUACCCCAAUCUGGACGUCAUUGGUGGAAACGUCGUGACCAAGGAACAAGCUGCGAACCUUAUUGCGGCUGGUGUCGACGGUCUGCGCAUCGGCAUGGGCUCUGGCUCUGCGUGCAUCACGCAGGAGGUGAUGGCAGUCGGACGACCGCAAGCAACGUCUGUCUACAACGUUUCGCAGUUCGCAGCGCGCUUUGGCGUGCCGUGCAUUGCAGACGGCGGCAUUCAAAACGUUGGCCACAUCGUGAAAGGUCUGGCAUUGGGUGCUAGCACAGUCAUGAUGGGAGGUCUUCUAGCUGGCUGCUCGGAGUCGCCUGGCGAAAGCUACGUCUCACGAUCCGGUCAGCUGGUCAAGGCGUAUCGCGGUAUGGGCUCGAUUGAUGCCAUGGAAGACAAGGCCGCAGGCACAGGUACAGGCAAGGAUGCGAAAGCCUCCAAUGCUGGUACCGCACGAUACUUCUCUGAGGGCGACAAACUCCUUGUUGCGCAAGGCGUCUCUGGCUCCGUCCUUGAUCGUGGCUCGGUGACUAAGUUUGUGCCGUAUCUGAUGGCUGGUGUGCAGCACUCUCUGCAAGACAUGGGCAUCACGAGCAUCAGCGAAUUGAGGCAGAAGGUCCGAGAGGGCGAGGUCAGAUUUGAGCUAAGGACGGUGAGUGCUCAGGCAGAGGGUAAUGUUCAUGGCUUGGAGAGUUACGAGAAGAAGCUCUACUCUUAAGACGAAGGCGCAUCCGUGUUUAGAAGUUUUCGUACUGGAAAACGCAAUGGUUUACACGAAGGGACGAACUUGUAUUGACUUGGAGCGUGACUAAAAUAAGAAUAAAAUGAGCAAUCUAACGACGAGGUCCUUAUUUGCCCACCAA
This is a messenger RNA of Verruconis gallopava, 1901 nucleotides long. RefSeq names its product inosine-5'-monophosphate dehydrogenase. The record is from RefSeq and is a predicted model, not a curated record. NCBI's taxonomy places the organism in Eukaryota, Fungi, Ascomycota, Dothideomycetes, Venturiales, Sympoventuriaceae. Gene Ontology annotation, biological process: GTP biosynthetic process. The coding region runs from base 98 to 1756 and encodes 552 amino acids. Gene Ontology annotation, molecular function: IMP dehydrogenase activity. Gene Ontology annotation, cellular component: cytoplasm. The transcript has 3 exons.